Messenger RNA from Prorocentrum cordatum, 2294 nucleotides. The record is from the annotation of a GenBank genome assembly. Lineage: Eukaryota; Dinophyceae; Prorocentrales; Prorocentraceae.
CCGCAGUGCAAGAGUGACAGCGAGUCGGCUCAAGUCGUUGUACAUUGCGAGCAUGUCAUAUCAUCCCGUUCCUUCCUGCGAGUCGUGCACACAGAGAGGGUUCAUGGAUAGGUCAGGCGCUGCGGCAGUGAGAACAGAAGUGUGCCAAGAGACGCCCAAGACGGCCCAAGCGGGCCUCUGUAGCCGUGUUGUUGGCUCGAGGACCGAUCGGCUCAUUUGGUCGAUCAGCAUUGCGUUGUGGUUGACCCCCAGGCGUCUUUUGCGUAUUCUCGAGCCGUUCCCCGCCAUGAUUCAGUACGAGCCCACGCUAUCGCGCAGCCUUCUGCUGGGCAUGAGGGGCAGCGUCGGACCUUUCGCAUGUCUGUUCGCGCUGCCCUCGGCCAUCUUCGCGGUGGUGUUGAAAACGUGGAUCGAGUCUACGGACUCGGACACCACGAAAAGUUUUGGUUUAUCUGCCACGCCGUACACCAGCUUCACUGCCAUGCUUGCAUUCUUGAUCAUCUUUCGCACCCAACAGGCAUAUUCGCGAUUCUGCACAGGGGGGGCACUUGUGCGAUCGAUGACUUGCUUGUGGUGCGACGCUGCUGGCAGCUUCGUCACCUUCACACGUACAUCCAAGAAUGAUAGCUAUGAGGUCGGCAGAUUUCGAGAGUUGGUGGUGCGACUGUUCAGUCUCAUGAACGCCCUUGCUUUGGCGAAGUUAUCGGACACCGACGGCGAUGAUGGGAUGGCCUUUUUUCUGAAUUUGCAGGUAAUCGAUCCUGGGUCGCUGGAGCCGUCAGUGAUCCGUACUGUGAACGACACGGAGCUGAAAGUCGAGGCAGUGUACAAUAUGCUCAUGGCAUUGCUUGCGGAGGCGGAUCAGGCCGGUCUCAUGAGAUUUGCACCGCCAGUCUUCGCGCGAGCUUUAAACGAAAUGCAUUGUGGUUGUCUCAAGUAUGAGGAUGCCCACAAUCUUCGGUUUUUGUUAUUCCCAUUCCCGUACGCGCAGGUCACUGUGUGGAUGAUGUUUAUCCACAUGAUGGCGACACCGUUCAUGGCAGCAAUCGUUUGUAUCGGGAGCACGCAGGCAUUCUGCAUAUGUUUCCUGCUAACGUUCGUGUUCUGGUCCUUGCAUGAAGUAUCCGUUGAGCUUGAGAAUCCAUUUGGCUCUGAUGCUAAUGACCUGGACAUGCAGGGAUAUCAGGACUACUGUAACAAGCGGCUGCUACUGCUUCUACAUCAAACAAAUGAGAAAGCUCCCGACCUUAGGACGGAUGUCGCGCUGUCAGAGCUCACAAUAAAAACAGUUCGUGGAGAGACAUUGCCCUUGCUUGAUGCCGGUGUGAUUUUCUCAGGUCACAGCAAAGCGUGUCUUCUGAGAUCCAAUGUCCACGAGGUCUCUGAUGACAGCUCAAGCGAUUUAGACGAUGGGCGGCAUGCACAUACUGCUGGUUUCCACUAAAAGCACCAAUGAGUGGACAAGCCUAGGCCCUUCGAAUGUAGAGGAGGCCGUAAGGUAUGCCCUUCCUUUUGGUCCACGGCCUCAUCUACCAUGAGGACUCACCUCCCUUUUCCUCCCUCCUCCGCGUUCGCCGCUGGCAUUUCAGAGCGGGCGCCGUGCACUGAUCAAAACAGCAUCGGUCGUGCAGGCCUGACUGCCACGUACCGGCACCCGCCAGGCGGGAAUCGUUGUUUUCUAUGUGUGGAUUGUCGUGUUGCCGUCCUACUGGAUGGUACAGUUUGAGUCAUGAUCUUCGUUGGAAUCGGGGCUCCCCUGAGAGGUGGGGGGCCGAGAGGGACCCCUCGACGUCAAGGCAGUCCGCGGUGGCGAGCGGCACGGGCAAACUCAGGGUUGCACUCCUGCCCGUUUGUACGUUUCAAUUGUGCCACACUUGUUUUCCAUCCUCGCCAAUGGUACCCUGGCUAUUCCUCUACUUUCAUGUUUGUCUUCUCCGUCUGCGUCCUCGGAUCCACCUACGCAAGCCCUAGCUCUUUCGUUAGCUCGUCAUAGCUGCGCGAUCCCAGUGGCUUGUCGAGGACAGGUCGCUGGUUUGCGCAUAGGUUUCCUUGCUGGACAUGCCCGCGAUACAUCGAAUUCGGGCACUGUUUGGUAGGCUGCUCAGGCACGUCAUAGUUAAGCCUGUUUUCGCGCCACUGCGCGCCGAGGCUCGUUGAUACGUCAGGCGCUGCGGCUGUGAUAGCAGAAAUGAUUGACGCUUCGCGUAUUCCCACCAGGUGCUCCUGUUUUAAUUAGUAGGCCCGCGUCCUGGACUUACGACUCACCGCUUGCGCUCUUGCCUGCGGCUGCGACC